AUGGCCAUAUCCACCCUCAUCUUAGCCCCCAGUGCCUGGUACCCUCCCACUGCCUUCAAUCCCAUCAUCGAGAAGCUCAAUCCCCAUGGCUAUGUCUGUCACUCCAUCGUCUUCCCCUCUAUUCAGCAGACACCCGCUGUUGAGGACCUCCAGCCCGAUCGACGCCGUCCGAACCCUGCGCCCCUGGCCGGUCCGAGUAAGACAGACCGUGAGAAGGAGGGCAAGACCGGCGGUGUAGUCCGUCUGGUCUUUGUCACCGCGUUUAUUCCAGACAUUGGACAGAGUCUCAUCGCGGCGUUUGGGGGAACGUCUCCGGAUUGGUAUAUUAGGGAUGAGAAAACCAGCACCGUCACAGCCAAUGACCCAGUCAACUUAUUCUUCCAUGACGUUCCGGAUAGGCAUGAGUGUGCCAAAACUCUACGUCCUCACGCUGGGCCACGAAGAACGCCCCCGCCACAGGUGCGGCUUAUCUCCAUAUCCCUGCAUCGUAUCUCCUCUGAGAAAAGGAUCGCGCCCUUCCGUUGUUCGUGCAGGAGUGAUGGUCGAGAAUGUGCGCAGCACGGGCGCGAAUAUUGA
This is a messenger RNA of Aspergillus tanneri, 576 nucleotides long. RefSeq lists its product as uncharacterized. The record is from RefSeq and is a predicted model, not a curated record. The coding region runs from base 1 to 576 and encodes 191 amino acids. The transcript is spliced from 3 exons. Lineage: Eukaryota; Fungi; Ascomycota; Eurotiomycetes; Eurotiales; Aspergillaceae.